This is a messenger RNA of Parasteatoda tepidariorum (common house spider), 4092 nucleotides long. The record is from RefSeq and is a predicted model, not a curated record. Lineage: Eukaryota; Metazoa; Arthropoda; Arachnida; Araneae; Theridiidae.
UUUCAGUUAUCAGUAAUCACUUAAGGUACAAAGCUUUCAUCUUCAUUUUUUUCUAUCAGUAUGCGAUUACAUUUAAGGGUGAAGCAAGCAUGGAACUAUCGUCAGCUCUUCUGUUUACUUUUGUUAUAGGGUUAUUUAUAGCAAGAAUUUCUGAUUGUACAAGGUGGUGUAAAUGGCUUAUACUUUAUAUGUAUGUUAGAAUUUACAAACGUAACGCCAAGAAAAGAAUAGAUUUGUAUGAUUAUACAGUCAAAAAUGAUCCAGUUAAAGUAAACUUCACGAUUCCAGAAGAGGAGCAUGAACUAGAAUCUCCCCAAAAAGAAUCUCAUCUACGAAAUAGAGAUGAUGAAAUUUUAUUCUACGGUGGUAAUUCAAAGUCAGAGAUUCUAGUUGCAAAAAUAAAUAGAAAAUGCAACAAUAAAGCUGAAGCCUUCAUUUUUCUGAAAUUGGAAACUGGUAAAAUCUAUAAAUUGGAGAAAACAUUCGAUUUUCAGCAAGCUUGUGUGGAUGAAGUGACAUUUUCUUGUGGAGGACUUCAGCUACAGUGCGAAUCACCGAUGAGGAGAUGGCGAUUGUUUUUUGCUGGCUACUUAAGAGAAACCUCCGACGAGAAUAUCUCAGAUAAAAGAAUGAUUUAUGUGAAAUUCGCUCUUCUGUGGAAAGCAGCAUCGGAUGUCUAUGAUUUCAAAUACGACAUAAGUCUCCAAACAUUUGUACGUGGCUUGACGGAAGUUCCCUUAAAAACAUUACAUUCUCAAUAUAAUAACCUUCAGGAAGCUCUAGAUUUUUAUGGACAAGCUGGUACAAUACACGGGGAAGUGACAGUAGAAAAUGAAUUUGAAAACAGAGAAAUUUAUUUGUUUGGUCAACGAAUUAGGUAUCUAGGCAACCCAACUCAACUAAAACCAAACGAAUUUCAUCACAUUCUAGGAUACACUAAAAAAUCUGGAAAAUACCUUCAUCUCAGCCAAAUUAAAGCGUUAUCGAAUAGAUUUUCGUUUGGAUUUCUAGUGGAGUCAAAUUGCGAUUUAUAUGAUGCUGAUCACACAUCCGUUUCGGUUUUUGAGUCGAAAGAAAGAGGAAUUGGAAGUGCCAGUGCAAAUUUUAAUAUAGGUGUAGUUCCUUUCAAUUUCGAAGGGUGCACUUUUGGCUUUGAAUUCUUAAAGGAAAGUGGUCCUGGGAAUGAUUUUAAAAGAAUCGAAUUCAACUUAAAUGGCGAAACAGGUUACGGAAUAUUGUUUAAAAGACCCCACGCAACAUUAAGAAGUGCAGAAGUUUCGGAAAUAAAAAAGAUUAAAGUUCCAUCAGUGUUACCUGAUGUUGUUACCUUCAAGGAAGAAAUUUGUCAGUUGGCAGAUGUGAGUGGUGGAAAAGGUUCUUCUCUUGGAAAACUUAGUCAUUUGAGCGAAGAGCUUAAAACGUAUUCCGUUCCGGAUGGUGUGGUGGUCACUACUAAAGCUUACGCCAGCUUCCUCACUCAGGAUAUUUUGAAAGAAAUUGAAUGUCUUGAAAAGCACUCAUACAAAAAAGACAGGAAUUUGGAAGAAAUCACUGCAGCUUGUAACAGAGUUUCUGAAACUAUUAAAACUACUGAUUUUUCUGCACAACUUCGUGGAUCUAUAGUAGAGAAGUUGAAUGGUUACUUUGGAAAUAAAGUGAAUUCCUUAAAAUUUGCUAUAAGAUCAUCAGCUACAGGUGAGGAUACUGAACAAAUGUCUGCAGCAGGGCAAAUGGAAACAUUUUUAGGUGUUUCAGGCAUUGACGAGAUUCUGCUGGCUGUGAAAAAAUGCUGGGCAUCUCAAUUCAGCUUCAUAGCGACCGAAUAUAAAAGACGGUAUGGCCAGUGUUUCAAUUCACCUAUGGCUGUCGUCAUUCAAGAAAUGGUACCAUGUGACGUUGCUGGAGUAUUAUUUACAUGUGAUCCAUUGACAGGAAAUCCCACUCUGAUGAGCAUUACAGCAAAUUAUGGUCUCGGGGAGUCAGUCGUUUCAGGUACAGAAGAGCCAGAUUUGAUACAAUUAAAAAGAGAUGAGCAUGAUAAGCUUCAGAUAAAAUCUGUAACUCUUGGAGAGAAAAACAGAAAAAUAGUAAUGGCUGAUUGAGUCACAUUAUCGUUCCCACCGUGACGUGGAAUGGGGGAUUCUGAAUGAUAAGUUAUACAUUUUCCAGUCUAGGCCAGUGACUAGCAGUACCAAGAAAAGUAUCCAUGAGAUUGAACAUGAAUUUGAUUCUCCAAUGAGAGUAGAAAAUGAUUUCUUUUCUGUUUCAAAUCUUGCAGAGGUUAUGCCAAAAGCCUUGUCACCUUUAGGACUAGAUGCAUCGUUUAAAAGUUUUUACAUCGCAACUAAAGCUAAAAAAGACGAAACUGUUUUUUCUGUUAAAGGAAAAAACCAAUAUUUUCCGAAAGUCUGGUUCUUUUUUUACAAUCACUUCGUCUUCAAUUUUGCUGAGCUAUUUCCGAUGCGGCCAGAUGAAAAACUGGAUGUAACGAAAAAGGCUACGAUCAUAUCUAUGUUUGGUAGAAUACCUGACAAUGAGGAAAUGUUUGAAGUAGCCAAAGCUCGUUCUGAUUCUCAACCAAAAAAGAGCUCUCUCUUCAUGAUGUAUACCAUGUUGAAGGCUCUGAUAUUUUGUGGCAAAACAUUAGAGAAAACCAAAAAAUCAAGUUAUGGAUACAGAAUACCAGUAGAGAAAUACCGCAACUCAUAUGAUCUUUUCCGAGCUUUAUGCAGGGCCUGCACAGAUCUAACUGAUGUUUCAAUAUGUCAUGUGAUUUGCAGCCAGACAUCGUCACUGCUGAAUAUGAUAGUUUUUUCUUCUCUAGGAGCAGCUAGAGGAAAAUUCGAUGACAUUGUAUAUAAAGAUUUUGCAAAACUUUUGAAAACAAAUAGCGAAGUUGAGAGUGCUGACAUUCCAUCUGCCACGCAAAGAAUUGCUUAUCUCAUAGCACAGGAAAUUGACCCCGAAGAGUUUAAAAAUAUGUCAAAAAAGGAAGCAUUGAAAUGGUUACAAACUUCUCAGGGUAAGGCAGGACAGGAAUUCAGAAAUUUUAUGGAAAGACAUGGCCAUAGAUCAGUGCAAGAGUUUGAUUUAUAUUCGAUUCCAUGGAGAGAAACACCUGAACAGUUAGUGAAUUCCCUCCAGGCUCUGACUGGAUUCGUUUCGAAAGAGUCAUUAGAAAAGAAAUCUCAGACUUUCAAUGAUGCUCUGUCAGAAAUAACAAUACGACCAGGAUUUUUCUCUAAAAUGAUCUUGAAAUAUAUCUUACCCUUCACUAGAAAAGGUGUUCAAAAUCGAGAAAUGUCAAAGUCAAUGGUGGUAAAAGGAAUGGAUGAAUGGCGUAAAGGGUGGAGACAUUUAUCCCAACUUAUGGUCCUAGAAGGGAGAAUUCCUGAAGAAGAUCUACUUUUCUUUAUGACAGUUGAUGAAAUCAAGCACUUACUUAGAACAAGAUCGCCUAAAAUUAUUGCCAAAGCAACACAGAGGAUGAAAAGAUAUCCAGUAAUGAAUGAUUACAGAUUUCCUGAAAUAAUGAAAGGAUUUCCAAAGCCGAUGGACUUAACAGUUGCAGAAAACAUUUCAAGUGUAGAAGACUUUUCAAUGCAAGGUAUACCCGUAAGUCAAGGUAUCGCAAAAGGGUAUGUUCGUAAAGCAAUAACCAUUGAAGACGCAGCGGACAUAAAACCUGGUGAAAUAUUAGUUACUCUUGGGACAGACAUUGCCUGGUCACCAUAUUUUCCCUAUCUAGCUGGAGUUGUCACUGAAUUAGGAGGUCUCAUAUCACAUGGUGCUGUUGUUAGUCGAGAGUAUGGAAUUCCUUGUAUAGCUGGACUUCAUGGAGCAACAAAAUAUUUUCAGACAGGUGAUUAUGUACUUCUGGAUGGAAAUCGAGGUAUAUUACAGAAAAUGGAACCGAAAAAGAAUUCUGAGCUUGAAAAGGAAUUUAUAUAAUAAUAUUUUAAGAAUGAAGAAGUGAUAAACCAUUAUUAAGGAGGUGAUAAACUAUUUUUAUGCUCAAUUUUUUAAAUGUAUAAAAGACUUUUGUAAGAGUGUCAAUAUACAUUUUAUGUUCUAUGCACAAAUAUUUUAAUU